AUUUUGUGUAUAAAUAAAUAAACACGCUGUGAAUUUGUUACAUUCGUUCGUCAAGGCCAUUUAUGAUAAGUCUGAUAAGGUUUUACGCUGCAAAACAUGAGAUUGACGAAAAUAUUGAGGACAAUACACACGACAAUGAAAAGUGCAUUACGAUUGAAAGAGCAGGAGUAUUCGAUAAAAGCGCCAUGGGGGAAUAUCGCUGCCUUAGCAUGGGGGGACCCCUCAAAUCCACCAGUGAUCCUCUGCCACGGGAAACUCGAUGCAAGCUCUGGUUUCCGACCCCUCGUCUCCAGACUACCAACCUGCUUCUUCUACCUCAGCAUUGACCUUCCAGGGAACGGGAAGUCAGAUCAUUUGCCGAAAGGAGUCCGGUAUACCGUCGUGGACCUGGUACCGACUAUUGUAAAGGUUAAGGAUCACUUUAAGUGGGACAAAUUUAUCUACAUUGGACAUUCUCUUGGAGUUCCUAUUGGCAAAAUCUUCAACAUAGCCUACCCAGGCCACAUCACGCGUGUGGUCGAGCUGGACCCAGUACCAGCGCACCACACGUGGCCAUUCACCAGACAAGGCCUACACGACUGGUACCACUCAUACUAUCUGAUGUACAAUGAUGAGAGGUUCCACAAAUUCAACAGUGGGCUCGAUACUGCGCCGAAGUAUAGUUAUGAAAAGGCACAACAGCUGAUGAUGCAGACGCGAGGUUUGUCUAAGGAGGCGACGGAACACGUCCUGGAGCGCUGCCUGGUGCCCGCAGGAGACGGGCUAUACAGAUUUACCUUCGACCAACGCAUGAAAGAAGUAUCAGUGUUCCCGUUUUCCGGAGAUAUGUUGAGACAAAUCUAUACUACUACAACAACUCCUACAUUUUGUGUGAUAGCAAAGAAAAUGAUAGAGUUAGGCGUCUACGAACCAGUCCCAUUCAUCAUGGAUGAAAAGGCUUGGCCUCACGGUAAUUACAAGUAUAAAAUCGUAGAAGGCGGCCAUGACGUACACAUAGACAAUCCAGAGUAUAUGGCGGAUGACAUUUCAAACUUUAUUUUAGAAGGCGCGAAGGCGAAAUUGUGAUAUUUUUCGUAUUGGUCCUACUUUUGUAUUAUUUAUUAAAUUAAAUGUUUAAUUUUUUCUA
Molecule: messenger RNA, 1126 nt
Organism: Spodoptera frugiperda (fall armyworm)
Lineage: Eukaryota; Metazoa; Arthropoda; Insecta; Lepidoptera; Noctuidae
Product: serine hydrolase-like protein
Exons: 6
Coding region: 97-1065 (322 amino acids)
Source: RefSeq, a predicted model, not a curated record